Penicillium verhagenii is the source of this 747-nucleotide messenger RNA. Its product is annotated as peptide alpha-N-acetyltransferase complex A subunit ARD1. The coding region runs from base 1 to 747 and encodes 248 amino acids. The record is from RefSeq and is a predicted model, not a curated record. Gene Ontology annotation, cellular component: NatA complex. The transcript has 2 exons. Gene Ontology annotation, molecular function: protein N-terminal-serine acetyltransferase activity; protein-N-terminal-glutamate acetyltransferase activity. Gene Ontology annotation, biological process: N-terminal peptidyl-glutamic acid acetylation. Lineage: Eukaryota; Fungi; Ascomycota; Eurotiomycetes; Eurotiales; Aspergillaceae.
AUGGUCGACAUCGUGCCUCUGAGCUCUUACCCCUCCUACAUCGACCUCCUCCCCUCAAUCCAAACCUGCAACAUCACCAACCUCCCCGAGAACUACUUCUUGAAAUACUACCUCUACCACGCCUUGACAUGGCCCCAGCUUAGCUUUGUGGCGGUCCUCCGGCCGAACAGCGGAUACAAGACCGGAUCCGGAAAAGGUGCUGCAGGCGAUAUCUCGGGACAGUACCCUAAGGUUGUGGGCUACGUGCUUGCUAAGAUGGAGGAGGAGCCCAAGGAUGGGAAGCAGCAUGGACACAUUACUAGUUUGAGUGUUAUGCGGACGCACCGCAGGUUGGGAAUUGCGGAGCGAUUGAUGCGCAUGAGCCAAAAAGCUAUGGCCGAGUCCCACCGCGCAAACUAUGUCUCGCUGCACGUUCGUGUCUCCAACACAGCUGCGCUCCGUCUAUACCGUGAUACUUUGCGCUUUGAGGUUGAGAAGAUUGAGGACAGCUACUAUGCCGAUGGCGAGAACGCGUAUGCUAUGCACUUGGACCUGAGCAGCCAGUGGUUGGAUUGGAAGGCCAUUGAGGCGCGGGAUCGUGAGAACGAGAAGAACGAUGACGAUGACGUGCAGGAUGAGGGCGAGGCUGUUGGUGAUCUUGGCAAGAAGGACGAUUCUAAGGAUCAGGAGAGAUUGGUCAAGGUCAAGGUCGGACGUGGGUUGGGAGUUGGUGACUUGGUGGAGAAGAACGAAUCGCAACAGUCAUAA